CUUUUCUCCAUGCUACUGGGACUUGAAAAGAUAGAAGAUUCCUCAAGUUGAAAUUUUCAGUGGCACUAGGUUGGGGAAUUUAUUCUACUUUCUUCUUUUCAAAAUCAUCUAUUUUUGUUUUAAUUAGGUUAGAAUUUAUUCCACUUUUUCCUUUUCCCUACUUUGGAGUCUUUCUCCUUCCCUUGGAUUUGCAGAAGCAGUAGUAGGUUGUGCAAACAUUCAGUUUAGUGUCAUUUGAUUAAUUAGGCUAUGCAACUUCUCCAUGGUGCUUGGAUGAGCUAGAGAAGAAACAGGUGGUUUGACCAAUUUUCUACCAAGUAGAUCCAUGUGAAUGGAUGUUAAAGAGCACAGAAAAUUUUUAGAUGAAUGUGGAGAAGGUGCAGAGAUAAAGAUCUGACUUGCCUGAAGCUGCCACUCUAUCUAGGUGAACCAUUAGUAGAUUUAAUUUGUUGGGUAAUUUUAAGUUAUCCUUGUUUGAUCUUUGCAUCUUUUAGGCCUUCUAAGUCACAGGAGAUUUUGGGAGACAUUUGGAAGAUAUUGAAUAAGAUAUGUCCUCAACUUCCUACAUGGAUUUCGUUGGAAUUGAUUCACGCAUUGAGAGAGUUGAGUCCUUGCUAUGCAUCGGAUCAUUAGAUGUUCGCAUUGUUGGAAUAUGGGGAAUGGGUGGUAUUGGAAAAACAACUAUAGCUAAAGCUGUGUUCAAGCGUAAUCUUGCUCAAUUCGAGAGCUAUCACUUCUUUGCAAAUGUCAGGGAAGAGUCAGAAAAACAUGGAUCAUUGCAUUUACAAAGCGAGCUUCUUUCAAAAAUAUGUGGAAAAGGAAAUUUUAAUAGAAGAACUCCCAAUUUCGGAUUCACUUACGCCACGAGUAGGCUUAGUCGAAAAAAGGCUCUUAUUGUUCUUGAUGAUGUGAACAGCUCCAUGCAAUUGCAAGAAUUGUUAGUUGAUUCACGUCAUUUGUUUGGCCAAGGAAGCAAAAUCAUUGUAACAAGUAGGGACAGGCAAGUGCUCAAAAAUGGAGUUGAUGAAAUAUAUGAAGUUGAGAGAUUAGAUCAUGAUGAAGCUCUUCAACUAUUCAGUGUCAAUGCUUUUAACCAAAAUCAUCCCUUUCAAGAGUUUAUGCAGUUGUCAAAGAGUGUCAUCUAUUAUGCUAAAGGCAAUCCAUUAGCCCUUAAAGUUUUGGGUUGCUUUUUGUGUGAAAAAAGGAAACAAGAAUGGGAAAUUGCAUUAAAUGAACUCAGAAGAACAUCAAAUGUGGGAAUAAAGAAUAUCUUAAGAUUAAGUUAUGAUGGAUUGGAAACUGAAGACAAGGAAAUAUUUCUCGAUAUUGCAUGUUUCUUUAAAGGCGAAGAUGUAUAUUUUGUGGAAAAAAUACUUGAUGGAUGUGGUUUCUAUGUGGAUUUAGGAAUUAACGUUCUCAUUGAUAAGUCUCUCAUUACUAUUUCAAAUAACAAGUUGUGGAUGCAUGAGAUGCUACAAGAAAUGGGCUGGGAAAUUGUUCAGGAAGAAUCAAUUGAAGAACCUGGAAAUCGUAGCAGAUUGUGGCAUCAUGAGGAUGUCUACCAUGUUUUGACAAAAAAUUCGGGGACUCAAGCGGUUGAAGGCAUAGCUUUAGACCUGUCUCAAACAAGAGAGUUACACUUGACCUCCAAAACUUUCAAGAAGAUGUACAAUCUUAGAUUGCUCAAGUUUCAUGCUUCUGACUUUGAAGAUUUCUGUAAAGUGCACUUUCCUGAUGAAGGCCUUACAUUUCAUUCAAAUAAGCUGCGAUAUCUCCAUUGGUAUAUGUACCCUUCAAAAUCCUUGCCAUCUAACUUUUGUCCUGAAAACCUUGUUGAGCUGAGUCUUCCUCGUAGCAAUGUUGAACAACUCUGGGAAGGAGUGCAGGACCUUGUGAAGCUGAAACGGAUUGAUCUCAGUUAUUCUGAAUAUUUGAUUCGAAUCCCUGAUCUUUCAAAUGCUAAAGAACUUGAGAGUUUAAAUCUUAAAUGGUGCUCAAACUUGGUUGAAGGCCCCUCAUCUAUUCAGAAGCUUAACAAGCUUGAAUAUCUGAAUCUGGAAAGCUGUAAAAAUCUUAGUUGUCUUCCGAGUACAAUUGCUUCCACGCUUGUAAAAACUUUCAAUCUGGUUGGUUGCUCAAAUCUCAAGAAAUUCCCAGAGAUUGCAGGAAAUGUGGAAGAAUUAUUUUUAAACAACACUGGUUUAGAAGUCGUUCCCUCUUCAAUUGGGUGCCUCACCAAACUUGUUUCUUUGUAUCUGACAAGCUGCAAAAAGCUCAGAAGUUUACCAAGCGAUAUUUGCAAGUUGAAAUGUCUCCGAAUGCUGAAUUUAUGUGGCUGCUCAAACCUGGAUAGUUUCCCAGAAAUUUGGGAGCCCAUGGAAGGUUUGAAAUACCUGUAUUUAGCCAACUGCAGAAAGCUUAGUUGUCUUCCUAACAGCAUUGGUAAUUUGAAAAAUCUUACAGAGCUUGAUUUAAAAGGGACAAUGAUUAAAGAGCUACCUUCUUCCAUUGAGCAUCUAACCGGGCUUGAUCAGUUGGAUUUACAGAAAUGUAAAAACGUUGGGAGCCUUCCCGACGGCAUCUGCAACCUAAAAUCUCUGAGAAAUCUUAACUUAUAUGGUUCUCCAAAUCUUGACAAGUUGCCAGAGAAUCUGUGUAAUUUAGAAUCUCUGGAGGAAUUAGAUAUAAGUGGAAGUGCCAUAAAACAGCUCCCAUCUUCUAUCAUACAGUUGAAAAAUCUUGCAAAGUUAUUGUUUAGAGUUCAAGACUCAGCAGGUUUAUUACAAAUUCCAACUGCACUAGACAGACUAUCCUCACUGAACAUGUUGGUUCUAAGUGGAAACAACUUCGAAACUCUACCUGCAAGCAUUGAACUCCUUCCUCACUUGUGCACGCUUGAUGUAGCCUAUUGCAGAAGGCUUCGCUCUCUGCCAGAGCUUCCUGGGAGCCUAGAAUUUUUGUAUGCACAAGAAUGCACAUCAUUAGAAACUGUACUUAACAGCAAACACUUCUCUGAAAUAGAUUAUAUGCAUGAAAGUCGCAAUUUCAAGCGAUUUGCAUUUACCAAUUGCAUCAAAAUGGAUCAAAAGACUUGCAGAAGCAUUCUUAUAGACACUGAGAAGAGAAUUCAAGUUGUGGCUGCUGCAUCAGAUCAACUAUAUAAUGAAAUGGGUUCGGUUAAAAUUCAUUUGCCUGGAAGUGAAAUUCCACUGUGGUUCCACAACCAAAAUAUGGGAUCUUCAGUGAGUACGCAGCUUCAUUCAAGAUGCAGUCAGCUAAGAGGAAUUGCUUUAUGUGUUGUGCUUGAAUUUGAGGACUGUUAUGCAGAUCGCGGUUUGAUUGUAAGAUGUAAAUGCCAUUUCAAACCCAACAAUGGUGGAUGCAGUGAUCUGAACUUCAACUUGGACAACUGGCUUGAGUGGUAUUACAAAUCAACACCCUUUAAGUCAGAUCAUUUGUUUGUAUGGGAUGAUCCUUGCUUUGAAGCUAACAUAGUUGAUGAAGAUUGGUUUGGUAAAUACAGUGAGGCCUCUUUUGAAUUCUUUCCUCUGGAUUUUGAAGAGAAUCUCUUGCAGGAUUGCAAGGUGAAGAAGUGUGGAGUCCAUUUGCUACUUCAUGAGAGAAUAGCUAGUAGAAAUUAUAAUUCUGAUGAGGAAGAGGAACCAUUUCCUAAGAGAUUGAAAUGCCUCCAAGACUAACCAUGUGAAUCUGUAUUUCUUCACCAGUGCCCUAGGCUCUUGUAAUUAAAAGUCACUUGUUCAAACUUUGAUUUGAUUGAAUUGCAGAUUUUCAUUUUUCAGCAAUAUUUAUAGACUAGUUGGCAAAAAGAUGUACACUGCUCUCUCUGUAUAUGUCAUUAUCAUUUGAUGUAAAUUCCAAAUUCUCAUUAAAGAUGGAUUGCCUUUGACCAGACUGA
Messenger RNA from Manihot esculenta (cassava), 3916 nucleotides. RefSeq names its product disease resistance protein RUN1. Gene Ontology annotation, molecular function: protein binding; ADP binding. Gene Ontology annotation, biological process: defense response. Bases 549 to 3698 code for a protein of 1049 amino acids. NCBI's taxonomy places the organism in Eukaryota, Viridiplantae, Streptophyta, Magnoliopsida, Malpighiales, Euphorbiaceae. The record is from RefSeq and is a predicted model, not a curated record. The transcript has 5 exons.